UAGGCUUUUCGCUGUGGCGUCAUACUUGCAACUAUGAAUCAUGCCCCGCGUUUGGUUACUUCUCUUAGGUAUACACAAUGCGCUGAAUGAGAAAUCCACAAAUUGUGUACUACCUAGGUAUUAAGAGGCAAUUCCUCACAAGACCGCAAACUGAUUUCUCAUGCUCAGAAUGUCGAAGCGAAUCUCUUUCAGGAUAUCGGGCACCGUACAGGGUGUAGGCUUUCGCGACUUCACUCAGCGGAAAGCAACAAGCUAUGGCUUGACUGGACAUGUCAAGAAUACUUCAGAUGGCAGAGUCGCGGGCGAGGCGCAAGGAUCCGAGGAUGCUCUCAAGAAGUUCAAAGCGGAUCUCAAUGAUGGGCCCAGACAUGCUCAUGUAGUGAAAGUCGAAGUCCAUGAUAUUCAACCCAAAAGUGGUGAAAGUGCAUUCGAUGCGUGACAAAUGUUGCCGCACGCACUCAGAAUUGGCGAAGAUUUAUCAUCACUCAGUCAGCCAAUGGCAAGCGGGCCAUACCAUGCAGCUUCAUGCUCUAGACUUGCUGGGACGUUCCCUCGAAUACAGGCAAGUGACAACUGGCGUCCACGAAGCGCAUGUAAAAGCAAAGAUAUGAGGGAAUAAAUUGACAGGACAGACAGGACGUCGUUGUCAAAGAGGUCAUAGAUAGAACUGGGAUGCCUACUCCUCUGAAAAUGCCAAGGCAGGUUCAUUGUUCAGCCUCAGAGAACCCGACUUAUCCCGAUGAGUCACCCAGAGGUUUCCAAAACUGUGCCUUGGGUCACAUUGCACGACACAGAUUUUGGCAGGCUUGAUUAAAUGCGCUCAGCCUUCUCCUUCC
Exophiala xenobiotica is the source of this 836-nucleotide messenger RNA. RefSeq lists its product as hypothetical. Gene Ontology annotation, molecular function: acylphosphatase activity. NCBI's taxonomy places the organism in Eukaryota, Fungi, Ascomycota, Eurotiomycetes, Chaetothyriales, Herpotrichiellaceae. The transcript has 3 exons. The record is from RefSeq and is a predicted model, not a curated record. The coding region runs from base 161 to 439 and encodes 92 amino acids.